Mercurialis annua (annual mercury) is the source of this 1063-nucleotide messenger RNA. RefSeq lists its product as uncharacterized. The transcript has a single exon. The record is from RefSeq and is a predicted model, not a curated record. The coding region runs from base 62 to 898 and encodes 278 amino acids. NCBI's taxonomy places the organism in Eukaryota, Viridiplantae, Streptophyta, Magnoliopsida, Malpighiales, Euphorbiaceae.
UUCACUCUCAGUUUUAUAACCCUAACUUAGUAAGUUUACCAUUUUCCUCUUCCUCUCAAGAAUGUGGCCCGACUGGCUGAGAUCACCGAGCAGGUCACCGAGACAACCACCGCAAGCGGCGGCGCAUCCACCGCCGAGAACAACUUCACCACCGCCAAAAUACUUUUCCUGCUCAUCUUUUAAAGACAUCCAUACCCUUCUCUUAGAAGACCAACCCGACAACAAAUACGGAUCCAUCUCCCUCCACCACCGCCAACAAAACCCGCCCAAUUCCCCUCGGAAACCGUCGAUUUUCCACCGCGUACGGAUCGCCACCUCCCUCCUCCGUAACCACCGCCAGCAAAAUUACGAAAAUACCCUCAACAGCUCAAAAUUACCAAUCAUUUCACCGCCGCCGCCUAACAUAGAUGACCUUCAGAUAAUCCUGUACUUCACUUCACUCCGCAUUGUACGGAAAACGUUUGAAGAUUGCAGGACCGUCAGAUCAAUCUUACGUGGAUGCCGGAUCCCGAUCGACGAACGAGAUUUGUCGAUGGACAGCAAGUAUUUAGAUGAGUUACAGGUGAUUACUGGGUCCAAAAAAGUUAAUUUGCCAUUAGUUUUUAUUGGAGGGAAAUUUAUUGGUGGAGUUGAUGAGGUUAGAGAAUUAAAUGAAAAUGGUGAUCUGAAAAAAAUGAUUAGUGGGUCAUUAUCUUUAAUUAAUGAUAAUAAUAGUAAUACUAAUAAUAAUUGUGAUCUUUGUGGAGGGCUGAGAUUUAUUCUGUGUGAACAGUGUAAUGGUAGCCAUAAGAUCUAUAUGGAGAAAUAUGGGUUUAGAAGCUGUACUUCUUGUAAUGUUAACGGUUUGAUUAGAUGUCCGUUGUGUUUUCCGGUGUACCGGCGACGGACUUCGACUUAGCUUAGAAGAGCUAAAAAUAAUUAUUAAAAUUAGAAUAGUUUUUUUCUUUUUUGAAACAUUUGGUGUGGAAUUAUAGAAAAUUAGGGAUAAAUGAUAAAUCCCAUUAUGGAUUUAAUUGUUAGUUGUGCUUAUGGAAAUGGGAUUUAUUUAUUUAGGUGUUUUAAA